Messenger RNA from Fraxinus pennsylvanica, 1527 nucleotides. NCBI's taxonomy places the organism in Eukaryota, Viridiplantae, Streptophyta, Magnoliopsida, Lamiales, Oleaceae. The record is from the annotation of a GenBank genome assembly.
AUGCUUUCCUAUGAUAUCUUUACUAAUUCUUCUUUAUCCCAACUAUCUAUCCUCGAGCUAAGCUCCAAUUAUCUCACUUCCUUAUCCACAUUAAGCUGGAUGUUUAACAUUAGUGCCAGUCUUACAAGCAUUGACCUCUCAUCUAAUCAAUUAGAGGGUCAUAUUCCUGAUUCCUUUGGGAAAUUGUUUUUUCUUGCAGAGCUUGAUUUGUCUGACAAUAAGUUGCAAGGUGGGAUUCCAAGCUCUUUGCGCAAUUUACAUGAACUAGAUAUAUCAUCCAAUGAAUUAAAUGGUCUCUUUCCAGAUAAUACCACAUUUUCAUCUUUAUCACGUUUGGACCUUCGUAACAAUAAGUUGAAUGUGUUUCACACACAAUGCCUUGGGCAACCUUUAGUUCUUGUUAAGUUAGAUUUAUCUUACAAUCAAUUAAAGAGGUCACCUGAAGAUAUUGAAAAACUUUCCAAUCUCAGAUAUUUAGAUUUAUCUCACAAUCAAUUAAAGAGGCUGCCUGGAGAUAUUGAGAAACUUUCCAAUCUCUAUGAUUUAGAUUUAUCUUACAAUCAAUUAAAAAGGUUGCCUGAAGGCAUUGAGAAACUUUCCAAUCUCUAUUAUUUAGGAUUGUCUUCAAAUUUGUUGGAAGAUACAAUCACCGAAAGUCACCUCUCAAACUUUGCCAACUUAAAACAUCUUGAUUUAUCCUUGAACUCCUUGACUUUCAAUUUGAGCUCAGAUUGGAUUCCUCCUUUUCAAAUGGAGACACUAGAUCUUAGCCAUUGUUAUUUGGGCCCUCAUUUUCCAAAUUGGAUUCAAACUCAGAAUACUCUUGAUACACUUACUCUCUCUUUUGCUGGUAUAUCAGAUGCAAUACCCAAUUGGUUGUGGAAUAUGUCUGUGAAUUUCUUGCAUCUUUCUCAUAACAAUAUCACGGGUAAAAUUCCUAAUUUGUCCUCACAGUUGAUUCUUCAUCCUGAAAUUAUAGAUUUAAGUUAUAAUAACAUUUCGGGUCCAAUUCCAUUAUUUCUUUUUUAUUGUAACCAAUUGAAACUUUCCAAAAAUAUGUUUUCGGGAUCCAUUUUUCACUUAUGCACAAUUCCUAAGGGCUCCAUCAUCAACAUGCUUGAUCUCUCGGAUAACCAAUUGGCAGGAGAGCUUCCUAAUUGCUGGAUGAACAUAAGUGGAUUAUCAGUUCUGGAUUUGGCAAAUAAUAAGUUCUCAGGUAAGAUUCCCCUCACUUUGGGCACUUUGGAUCAACUCGAAGUAUUACACUUGCGUGGCAAUAAUUUCAUUGGUGAAUUGCCUUCAACUUUGAGGAAUUGCAUGGGACUGAGAAUGCUUGAUGUGGAAGGAAACAAUUGUUACAACUCUAGUCCUCAAGCAUUCUUGGAGGCAUUCCUACUUCAACUGGUGGAACAAUGUUGGGAACUGGAUGUACGUGACAACAACAAUCUAUGUGACAAGAUUCAAGAGAAAAUUUCUGGAGUGAAGGAACCCCUUUCGGAAGACAAGAAAGUGUCGACUAUCAUUUGA